Molecule: messenger RNA, 2887 nt
Organism: Xenopus laevis (African clawed frog)
Lineage: Eukaryota; Metazoa; Chordata; Amphibia; Anura; Pipidae
Gene: slc16a7.L
Product: monocarboxylate transporter 2
Exons: 5
Coding region: 293-1720 (475 amino acids)
Biological process (GO): plasma membrane lactate transport; monocarboxylic acid transport; transmembrane transport
Cellular component (GO): cytoplasm; membrane; basolateral plasma membrane
Molecular function (GO): symporter activity; monocarboxylic acid transmembrane transporter activity; lactate transmembrane transporter activity
Source: RefSeq, a predicted model, not a curated record
GUGUGUUUGUAUGUGUAUGUAUGACUGUGUGUGUGUGUGGAAGAAACCCAGCAUCAGCAGGACCAGUACAAACCGCCUUGAUACACAUCAUCAGCUGACCCCCCUCCUCCUUUUUUCCUUCAGAAACAGCAAGCCCAUUCUCUCAGCCUACUCCACCUACUAAAUCAUCUGAACCGUCAGAGAAACAUUCUAAUACUGUACAUCCAUUCAUACUGCAAAGGCAAAAAAGGCAGGGGAGCAGUAAGAAAGAUAGACCCAGCAGUGCUACUACUGAUCAGAACGUUCUUGAAAAAUGCCUGACAUACCGGUAACACUACAGCACACUCCUCCAGAUGGAGACUGGGGAUGGGUUGUGGUCUUUGGUGCAUUUAUCUCAAUUGGAUUUUCAUAUGCAUUUCCUAAAGCAAUAACAGUAUUCUUCAAGGAAAUCCAAGAGAUAUUCCAUACUUCAUAUAGUGAAAUUGCUUGGAUAUCAUCAAUUAUGUUGGCUGUCAUGUAUGCAGGAGGUCCAAUCAGCAGCAUUCUGGUAAACAAAUAUGGAAGUCGUCCUGUGGUAAUAGGAGGAGGUGUCCUAUGCUCUUUAGCAAUGAUUUCUGCUUCUUUCUGCAACAGUGUCAUUCAGCUGUACAUCUGCAUUGGUGUUAUUGGUGGUUUUGGAUUAGCAUUUAAUCUUCAGCCGUCUUUAACAAUUAUCGGAAAGUAUUUUUUCAAAAAGCGCCCUAUUGCAAAUGGACUGGCCAUGGCUGGGAGUCCAGUUUUUUUAAGCACUUUGGCUCCACUGAAUCAGUUUCUUUUCAAUAAAUUUGGAUGGCGGGGUAGCUUUCUAAUCUUAGGAGGUCUUCUGUUAAACUGCUGCGUGGCUGGCUCCCUCAUGAGGCCCAUUGGACCAAAGCCUAUACAAAAAGAUGUUGAAAAAGCACCAAAGGAUGAUGAAAACCACAAGAAGAAAGAAUCUGUUUGCCAAAACAUUAACAAAUACUUAGAUUUAUCACUUUUUAAGCAUAGAGGGUUUUUAAUUUAUUUAUCUGGAAAUGUUAUCAUGUUUAUUGGCUUUUUUGCACCUAUUGUUUUUCUUGCACCCUAUGCAAAGCAUAUGGGUAUUGAUCAGUAUUCAUCUGCUUUUUUGCUAUCUAUCCUAGCUUUUGUAGAUAUGGUUGCUAGACCAACAAUGGGAAUGGUUGCAAACACUAAAUUUAUACGUCCCAGAAUUCAAUAUUUUUUCAGCUUUGCGAUUUUGUAUAAUGGAAUCUGCCAUAUAUUAUGUCCAUUGGCCAAUGAUUAUACAGGCCUAGUGAUUUAUGCUGUGUUUUUUGGAUUCGCAUUCGGAAUGGUGAGCAGUGUCCUGUUUGAGACACUAAUGGAUAUUGUAGGAGCUGCAAGAUUUUCCAGCGCUGUUGGACUUACAACAAUUGUGGAAUGUUGUCCAGUUUUGAUUGGACCUCCAUUAGGAGGUUUUUUAGUGGAUGUAACUGGAGACUAUAAAUACAUGUACUUUGCCUGUGGAGUGAUUGUGAUUGUAGCAAGUAUUUGGCUAUUUAUUGGAAAUGCCAUUAAUUACAGAAUGCUGGCAAAGGAAAAAAUGGAAACAAGUGCAAAGAAUAUAGAUGAAAAAACUGACCUGAAAGAGACCGAACCACUCAACAGCCCUGAAACUAUAGAUGUUGCUACAAAGUCAAAUAAGGUGGAUGCAAAUCAGUCUGAGAGAGAGACUAGUAUAUAAUAUCAAACAUAUUUAUUAAAGCUGAAUUUUGGUAUUGUAGUAUUUAAAGUAUUACAUGGUUGGAAUACAAUGAUAAUUAAUGACUUUAUGGGCAAACAAGAUAUCCAUAAUCAGGAUAACCAGGAAAUGAAGGGAAUGUGCAUCUUAUUGCUCUAAAAUCAAAGAAAUUGAGAAUGUGCCCUAUACAUUUUUAAUGUAUGAAAAACAGGUAUUUUCCGGACUCUAUUUUAACUUAUAUUAGUUUUAAAUACAUAUAAACUGUGUAUAUAUAUUUGCACUAAAUAUGGAAAUAGCAUUUAUCAUUUUUAUUUCCAUUUCCAGGGCAGAAAUAUGGUUGUAUUCAAUAUACAGGACAAAUAUAAUGUUCAGUGAGAGUUUUAGAAAUGGCAAGAUGUUGAAAGAACACCUUGCAUCAUAGCAAAAUAGAUUCUGUUUCACCAGGGAUUUUCACCAGUCACACACAACUGAAUUUUGGUUGAAAAUUUAUAUUGCAAUAAAUUUUUCAUGUAUUCUAUCCACGCUACAGAACACAAGAAUAACUACACAAUGUUUUACAUGUCUUUCUCUGGGAGUUAAGAACAAGUAUGCAGGUUGUGUUUGUGUCCAUAUUUAGAUCUUUCUAUGGAAAACCAUUAACUAGCAUAGUAUCAGAUACAUAAAUGGGGUGGGGGAUGGGGAAAAAGAAAUAAAAACACGCAAUUCUGUUGUGCAACAAUUGCUGUAGCUCAUUGGCUUAGGGGCUUUUGUGGAACAGCAUACAAACGUUUCAAGGGCUUCUGCCCCUUUCUUCAAAGCACUGCUUGCAAACUUAUUGAUUUUAUUGCAGAAUUUAUGCAUUGGGUGAAUCCAGGAGCAGCACUAGGACAGGUAUACUUUUUCUAAACUUUUUUUCCAAAUUGUAUUCUACACAGCCAGUAUACAUUAAUAAUCCCGUCUACUUUCAAAUAAUGGCCAUAGAAGCCUUUCUUUAUGGAUUUUAUUAAUGUUUAUUAUAAUGCAUGCUUUUUUGCAAAUUAGGGCAUGAGAAAGCUCUGUGCUGACAAACAAUGUUAUUCUUGUGUCUUUGAUCAAGGAAAAAAUAAGGCAGAAUCUCCCUGUGCACUGAUCUUAUACACUGCAGCUUUUAUAUGCUCCUGUAUUACACUAACAAAGAAGAUAUUUUGUGAA